CGGCUGAGUCUGCAGCGCCCCCUGCGGCCGGUCGUGGUCAUUACGCUCCAGCCGCGGAGCUCCUGCGCCCAGUCAGUCCGCCGUAGCUCUGCCGACUGGAGGGAUGUGACCCCGGAACAGGACGCCCUUCUACAUCAGCACACCAUUCAGCCAGAGCGUAGAAAAAAAGUAAAGCUGGACCAGGAGGGACUUCUGGCAGAGCAGCGGCACCUGGAUGGUGUUUGCACCCACAGGAACUUCAUUCAGGCUUUUGUCUGGGGCAUGCUAGCACGCUAG
Menidia menidia (Atlantic silverside) is the source of this 276-nucleotide messenger RNA. NCBI's taxonomy places the organism in Eukaryota, Metazoa, Chordata, Actinopteri, Atheriniformes, Atherinopsidae. The record is from the annotation of a GenBank genome assembly.